AUGUCUUCGCCUGUAAUAUCCCUGUCUAACAUCCGUGGAUUCGGUUCACCAGAUCUUGGUGCAUUUAAGGCAUCAGGCGAGCUUUUUGGUUGGAAAAACAAACGUACUGGUGAAAUCUUCCAGUAUAAUCACCAAGAUAUUCAAAGUGGGAUUUUCAUCAAAACUUCCCAAGGAUCCUACCAGCUUAGGCUGCAGCUAAAUGCUAAUAAGAACAACUCUAUUGCUAGAUUCGAUGGUUUUACUGAAAGAGCUAUGGCAGAAGUAACUACACACUUUGCCAAAUAUUUCAAUAUUGACAUGCCAAGGCAUGAAGUUAGUUCAAAGGGAUGGCAUUGGGGAGAAUACAACUUCCAAGAUUCAUCAUUACUAUUUAAAAUUGACAAGAAACCUGCCCUUGACAUAGACGUAAACAACAUAGCUCAGGUGACAAUUCCUAGUAAGGGAGAUUUGGCUAUAGAACUUAAAUCAACGCUGGACAGGAAUAUCUCUUGCGACCAAUUGCUAGAAGUCAGGUUUUGCAUUCCAAAGGGUGAUACCGAUGAUUUUGAUUACAACUUAGAAUCCCUCAAGCAGGAUCUUUUAGAGCGGAGUGGCCUUGGUGAAGUUAAAUCUACCAGCAUUGCACUGUUUACCGACGUCCCUUCAAUUGUCCCUCGUGGAAGAUUCGAGUUGGAUUUCGGCCGCAAAGGCAUAAAAUUUCAUGGAAAAUCAUACGAUUUCAGUAUACAGUAUUUAACGGUUAAUCGAAUGUUUUUAGUUCCAAAGCCGCACUCCCCUCAUGUUAUAUUUGUAAUUGGGCUCGAUAUAGCUGUUAGACAAGGCCAAACCAAAUAUCCGUAUAUAGUCUUGCAAUUUGACCAUGAGCAGGAUACUGAGCUUCAGCUUAAUGUUACAAAAGAUGAAGCGCAGACGUUGAAACUUGAACAGGAGAUCAAAGAUAAAACCUACAAUGUCAUAACCAAACUAUUCUCAGCUUUGGUUGGAAAAACAAUAAUUAUACCGGAAGACUUUAAAUCGUCAAAGGAUCAAUUUGCAGUGGCCUGCUCCUAUCGCGCAGGUAGCGGCCAUUUAUUCCCUCUACCAAAGUCCAUCCUUUUCGUAGUAAAACCCAUUCUAUUUUUUAGAAAUGAAGACGUUGUAUCCAUCGAAUUCCUUCGUACUGGCCUGGCUACGCAAAGCAGAUUCUUUUCAGUCACGGUACACGUAAAGGGCGGCAAUUCAUUUGAAUUUACCAAUAUUGAUAAGAAUGAGUAUCAAUUGCUGUCAAAUUACUUCACUAACAGGGGUCUAAAAGUUAAGUUUGUUGAGGAAUCAAAUAACUUCAUCCAAGAUGAUGACAUUGAUGAAGAGGAAGAAGAAGAAGAAGAUGGAGACUAUGAAGAUGUCGUAGAAAGUGAUGAAGAUGAUGAAGAUGAGGAUGAAGAUGAGGAUGAGGAUAAGGAUGAAAGUGAAAAGGAUGAGUAG
Babesia microti strain RI is the source of this 1464-nucleotide messenger RNA. Its product is annotated as structure-specific recognition protein 1. The transcript has 8 exons. The record is from RefSeq and is a predicted model, not a curated record. Gene Ontology annotation, cellular component: nucleus; FACT complex. Gene Ontology annotation, molecular function: nucleosome binding; histone binding; DNA binding. Bases 1 to 1464 code for a protein of 487 amino acids. Lineage: Eukaryota; Apicomplexa; Aconoidasida; Piroplasmida; Babesiidae.